AUGACCCUCUCCCAACAGCAAUACACACUCGAGAUACUUGAUCGCGCGCACAUGCUGAACUGCCACCCCAUUUCUACGCCCAUAGACACCAGCUCUAAACUUUCUGCUCGGGAUGGUACGCCCUUCUCCGAUCCAUCCUUGUACCGGAGCUUGGCCGGAGCCCUUCAGUACCUCACAUUAACCCGUCCAGAUAUCGCCUACGCCGUGCAACAAAUAUGUCUGUUCAUGCACACCCCAAUGACAUCCCAUUUUCAACUGAUCAAGCGAGUGGUAUGUUAUCUGAAAGGAACCUCUCAUUACGGGCUUCAGUUCUUCAGAUCAUUGUCGCAUGGCCUUCUGGCAUACAGCGACGCCGACUGGGCGAGCUGCCCCAAUAAGCGCAAGUCCACUUCAGGCUUCUGCGUGUUCCUCGGUAGCAAUCUUGUGUCAUGGUCAUCCAAGCGCCAACCAACCGUGUUUCGAUCAAGUGCUGAAGCAGAAUACAUAACAGUCGCCAACUGCAUCGCCGAAUCAUGCUGGCUCCGAUAG
Lolium perenne is the source of this 528-nucleotide messenger RNA. RefSeq lists its product as uncharacterized. The record is from RefSeq and is a predicted model, not a curated record. Lineage: Eukaryota; Viridiplantae; Streptophyta; Magnoliopsida; Poales; Poaceae.